GCGGCGCUAUAUCAUUGACCCGUAUUUUGGCACCGACGCCCUGAAAUUCAUCAUACUAGGCUAGCAUGCAUAUCAUGCAUGUACUUCCGCCUGAAAUUUGAGACAGGUUUCCUGGUUCUUUGUGCUGACGUGACAGGACUAAAACUAAAGAAGUCGACACUGAGCAAGAACCUCAGGGAGCUAGUAAACCUCAGCUCCAGCCUGGAAAGAUGGCGGCCACUGUCACGCUUGAGGAUGCGUUGUCCAACGUGGACCUCCUUGAGGAGCUGCCCCUCCCUGAUCAGCAGCCCUGCAUCGAGGCCACUGCAGUCUCCAUCACCUACCAGGCCAACUUUGACACUAACUUUGAGGAUCGGACAGCCUACGUCACAGGCAUGGCCAAGUACAUUGAAGAGGCUACGGUCCACUCGGAACUGAAUAAACUUCUUGAGGAAGGAGAGAGCUAUGCUGUCAACCUGUACACAUGGAGGAGCUGUUCGCGAGCCAUGCCGGCGAUCAAAUCCAAUGACCAGAGCAACCGUGUGGAGAUCUAUCAGAAGUUUGUGGAAGUCAUUGAACCAGAGGUCACCAAGCUGGUCAACUUCAUGUACUUCCAGCAACGAGCUAUCGACGCCUUUUGCCGGGAUGUCAAGCGUCUGUGCCACUCGGAGAAGAAGAAGGAUUUUGUAUCAGAGUCCUACCUGUUGACCCUGGGCCGACUCAUCAACAUGUUCGCUGUGCUGGAUGCCCUCAAGAACAUCAAGGCGAGCAUCAGGAAUGACUAUGCUGCUUACAGAAGAGCGGCCCAGUUUCUCCGGGUAAUGGCGGACCCCACAGCCUUACGCGAGUCCCAGGAAGUGGUCAUGUUCCUGGCCAACAAUGACAAGAUUACCCAGACGCUGAAAGAAAACCUCGUCAAGAUCGAUGGCUAUGAGGAGUUACUUUUAGACAUCAUUAACCUGUGCGUGGACAUGUAUGAGGCACGGCAGUAUGUGGUGCCUAGUGAGAAGCAUGUAUUGGUUAAGGUGAUGGCAUUUGGCCUGUUUCUGUUGGACACUAAGGAGAUGGUCAACAUCUACAAGUUGGACCAAAGAAAGAAAAUCUCCCUUUCAAGAAUUGACAAGAUUUUCAAGCAAUUGGAAGUUGUCCCACUCUACGGUGACAUCCAGAUCCCAGUCUUCUCCUACAUCAAGAAGAGUCCCAACUACGAGGCCCACAAGUCUACCUGGAGCUGUGAAUCUGGCAACACCUCCCAGUAUGACCUAUUGGAACACCUGGUAUCCAUCCGAGAUGACCACACACGCUACAUCAGCCAGCUGGCUCGCCACAGCAACAAGGAAGUGACCACUGCGUUGAAAGAUACCGGUCGUUCUGAGGCCGAAAACAGGGCACUGUACAACCUGGCAUUGAAGGGACUCCGCCUGCUCUCCAAGUGGACAUCGCUUGUCACUGAACUGUUUUCCUGGAAACUGAUCCAUCCCGCUGACAAGCGCUCCAAUCCCAAGAUUCCCGAUAAGGCCGAGGAAUAUGAAAAGGCGACCCGCUACAAUUACAGCAGCAGUGAGAAGUUUGCCCUGAUUGAGGUGAUUGCUAUGAUCAAAGGCCUGCAGGUCCUGAUGACUCGCAUGGAGAGCGUCUUCCAGGAAGCCAUCCUGCGUACCACCUACGCUGAGGUGCAGGACUUUACGCAGAAGACGUUACGGGAUGCGCUGCGCACUGCUGUCAAAAAGAAGAAGAACCUGAUCAAAACGAUCAUCCGUGCUGUGCGCGAGACCUGCUGUGACUGGACCAAUGGGACAGAACCAGCCGAUGAUCCAUGCUUAAAAGGGGAGAAGGACCCCAAGGGAGGCUACAGCAUCAGCGUGAAAAGGCGGACAGUUGGACCCUCGAGCACACAGUUGUACAUGAUUCGCACCAUGCUGGAGUCACUGAUAGCCGACAAGGGAGGUACGGGCAAGAAGACCCUACGCAAGGAGCUAGACGGACCCUCCCUGGAAGCCAUUGAUGAAUUCCACAAGAGAUCCUUCUUCUACAAGCAUCUCCUCAACUUCUCAGAGACACUCCAGCAAUGCUGUGACCUGUCCCAGCUAUGGUAUCGAGAGUUCUUCUUGGAGAUGACUAUGGGAGAGCGAAGACAGUUCCCCAUUGAUAUGUCUAUGCCGUGGAUUCUGACAGAUCACAUUCUGGAGACCAAGGAACCUGCUAUGAUGGAAUAUAUCCUGUACCCACUUGAUUUGUACAGUGACAGUGCCCAGUAUGCACUGACAAGAUUCAAGAAGCAGUUCCUCUAUGACGAGAUUGAGGCUGAGGUUAACUUGUGUUUUGAUCAGUUGGUCUACAAGCUCAGCGAUCAGAUAUUUGCUCACUACAAGGCACUUGCAGCAAGUAUUCUGUUGGACAAGCGUUUCCGUACGGAAUGUGAGACCUACGGCAUCAGCAUUCCCUACCCACCGGCCAACCGAUACGAGACUCUCCUAAGACAGAGGCACUUACAGUUGCUGGGUCGUUCCAUUGAUCUGAAUCGCCUGAUCACACAGAGAGUCAGCACAGCCAUGUACAAGAGCAUGGAGACGGCCAUCAUUCGCUUUGAAAGCAGCGAUUUGACAGGAAUUGUGGAGCUAGACUGUCUGUUGGAGGUCAACCGCCUGACUCACUCCCUCCUCAGCAAACACAUGAAGCUGACCAACUUCGGUUCCAUGCUCCGGGAAGCCAACCACAACGUCAUGGCUCCCUAUGGCCGCAUCACGCUGCACGUCUUCUGGGAGCUCUGCUCCGACUUCAUUGUGUCGUUCUGCUACAACGGCUCCACGGAAAGGUUUGUCCGCACCAAGCUUGCCUUUGCACAGCCACAGAACAGGGACAAGCCACCCUCUUCAACUGCAUCCUACAUCUAUGGAAGCAAGUUACUGAACACAGCCUUUGCGACAGUCAACAGUCUCAACAGCACGUUCAUUGGAAUUCCGCACUGUCGCUGCAUUGCCCGAUUGCUAGGAUACCAAGGCAUUGCUGUCGUCAUGGAGGAACUCCUGAAAGUCAUCCAAAAAUCGAUAAAUGACUAUAUCUUGCCGUAUGUGAAGAUGCUAAUGGACGUCAUGCCUCAGACAUGUAAGCUGCCAAGAUUUGAGUACGGCACGAAAGGUGUUGUUGCCUACUACUCGGCACAUCUUCAAGACAUUGCCCAGUACGCUGAUCUCAAGAUGAACCUCUUCCACAACUUCCAGGAAGUGGGCAACGCCAUCAUCUUCAUGAAGAUGAUGGAGCAGUGUCUUGCUGUGGAAGAAGUCUGUGACCUGCUCCAUGCAUCGCCGUUUCAGAACAUCAUCCCGAAACCACACGUCAAACAGAAUGAGAAACUGGAUAAUAAGUUGAAGAGAUUGGAGAUGAACUACGCCCCACUGCAGGUGGUCCCUGUGGUGGAGAAAAUGGGAACGCAAGAGCAAAUCGCUGACGCCCGAGAAGGCGACCUCCUGACACGCGAGCGCCUGUGCUGCGGACUCACGAUGUUUGAGAUUAUCUUGAACCGCAUCAAGGGAUUCUUGACGGACGAAAUCCUGACCGGGCCGGAACCGGCCAACGGCGUCAUGAACAUCGACGAGUGUUCCGAGUUCCACAGGCUCUGGAGUGCCUUCCAGUUUGUGUACUGCCUGCCACUCAAGGAACACAACUUCACUCCAGAGGAGAGCUAUGGCGAGGGGCUGAACUGGGCUGGCUGUACCCUGAUCACCCUGCUGGGGCAGCAGAAACGCUUUGAGGCCCUGGACUUCUGCUACCACAUCUUGCGAGUGCAGAAAGUGGAUGGAGUGGACGCAGAUAUCAACGGAAUUCCCAUCGGACGUCUUGUUGACCGCAUCCGCAAGUUCCAGAUCCUGAACAACCAGAUCUUCUCCGUACUCAACAAGUACCUCAAGGCCAAUGAAAGCGACAGCUCUCCAGUGGAGAAGAUUCGCUGCUACCAACCUCCCAUCCACCAAUCGGUCGUUGACGGAGGAAUGUAAGUUGCAGAGAGACAGUUCAUGUCUGAAUUUCACAAAUCAAGUCUUAAGGAAAUUUUUUUUUUUCAUUUUGUAGUUUUUCAUACACAUACUCAGCUCAGUUUUGUAUAUAAAACAGUUUGACAUCCUGAAUUUGGACAUUGGAUUAAAACAUUGGCAGAAGUUUUGGUGACUUUUGCUUUAAUUUGAUUGUCUAGUCAUAUCUGGAAUAGCAGUUUUUCUCUUGAAAAAUGUCUAGCAUGCCUUCAAUUUAUUCUAAGCUGUUUUUUUUUCUAAGCUACAACUUCAAGAUGUGUUACCCGUGCUUUUUUCAAGUUUCACCUCAAAAAAGAUUUUUUCAAUAGUUAUUGUUAUUUCCUAGCAACAUGUUCAUUUGUGCACAAAAUGAAACCCAUUUUUCAGAGGGUUGCAGUUACCCAAAUUUGAAUAAAGUGUGGUGUUUUUUUCCGUUAAAACAAAAACAUACAAAUGGAAAAUUCGUCAGGAGAAAAAAAAUCUUUUUAAGAGCACAGGGUAUUACUUCAUUUAUUGGAAGUAAUUAAACGAGAUUGCACAACUUGGCGUUUGCAUUGUUGUACAAGUGACAACUCCGCAAAUGAACUUUACAAAAGAUCUAAUGGUUGCAAAACUGUUGAAUUUCCAAAACACUAUAUUCUAGCUUGCUGAUUUGAAGCAAACAAAGUUGAGGAGACCACUUCAUUGUCAAGUUUUGCUCUCUGUUGUGGUUUGUUGUGGUUAUUUUGCAUGACAUGUAUUUAUUAAUAAUAUUUGGAUACAAGAGUACCAUGUAGGUUUUUGUGUUAAAUGUGGGUGUUUGAAUAUUAACAAAGUAACAUACAUGUAGUACCCAGUCAUUUUUUUUUAUCAAAACCCAUAGUUUACUGGGGGGGGGGUGUUCUUAAAACCAUGAAAUCUGAGCUUACAGAUUAACUACAGUAUGUCCGGUUUUUUUUAAUGCAUGUACAGUGUAAGAAUAUUUAUCAAUCAUAACCUGUGAACUUUACUUAAGGUAUAAGGUAUUUUCCCCUUUUUGUUAAUAACAAUAACAUGUCAAGAAGUACAUGUAAAUGCAUUGAGAUCUUCAUAAUAUAUGGAAAAUGAUGCUAUGUCAAAAAAUGUUAUUUUUAACUCAUCUAGGUUUUGACAAAGGCAAAGCUUUUGAAAAGAAAACUCAUUUUCUAGUAUAAAGUUAGAGAUUCACUGUAAAAGCCUACCUUGUAUAUUGUGUAUGCUAUCUGCAUUGAGAGAGACUUCUGUGUUUUGUAUAACAUGUUUCAAUUGGAGUUUGAAGAGCAUAUCUAUUAAGACAGCUUGGAAGGGAUACUUAAAAUGUCUAUGGCACUCAUUUAAGAUUUUUUUGUAAAUAUAUUUUGUAUUUUCAAUAGUAUUGCUGACUUUAAUUGGCACACAAUAUGUAUGAUGUAUAGUAAGAACCAGAUCUUUUUUUUUCCAUUUUAGUUUUUAAUUUAAUAGCCUGAUAAAGUAACGGUCAACAUAUAUCAUGUAUGAACUUUUGAGGAAUUCUGAUGAAAUAAAAAUGCUUUUAAUGUAUUGCCAAAUCUG
This is a messenger RNA of Patiria miniata (bat star), 5534 nucleotides long. RefSeq names its product cytoplasmic FMR1-interacting protein 2-like. The coding region runs from base 210 to 3974 and encodes 1254 amino acids. Lineage: Eukaryota; Metazoa; Echinodermata; Asteroidea; Valvatida; Asterinidae. The record is from RefSeq and is a predicted model, not a curated record. Gene Ontology annotation, biological process: axon guidance; regulation of actin filament polymerization; cell projection assembly. Gene Ontology annotation, molecular function: small GTPase binding; RNA 7-methylguanosine cap binding. Gene Ontology annotation, cellular component: synapse; neuron projection; SCAR complex. The transcript is spliced from 28 exons.